AUGUCUAAAGAAGUUAAAAGUAUGGAGACAACUACGACUAAAACCAAACUUUCAGAAUUACAAUCACCUGCAAAAGAUGCGAUUUCCAAAAGGCAAAGAAUUACCCAAAUGCAGGAACAACAGAAAACAGGCAUUAAAGCUAAACCUGAUCAGCCUUUAAAUAUGGAAGACAUCAAAAGAGCUUUGCUGCCUAUUCAAGAAGCACUGAAAGAACUGACUUAUCAAAUACGGUCAUUUGGAAGAUACAAAAUUCCUCCAGAGAAGUUAUUACAGCUAUUUAAAGCAGAUGAAGUUCCAAAGGAUAUUGUGACGGGAAUAAAUAUCAGGAAGCAGAAGGAUCAUUUUGAAGACAACUUCAACAGUAUGAAGAGUACAGAAUGCAAUGUGAAUUGCAGACAACAGCCAACACUUGUGAGAUCGCAGUUACAUGACCCUAAAAGGAACCUCCAGCAGAGGUCUCAGCCUGAAAAGGACAUUGACGAGGUUUAUGUCACUCAUGUACCAUGGCUUCCAUCAGAGCAUCACUGCCACCAAACCCCUGAAAGUGACAAUGGAACACCUGUGACACAUCACCAGACAGAGCAUCUACCACCACAUUCUCAGACAGUGAAGGUGCAUGAUGAGCUUUCUCUUACUCCUACUCCAAGACUUCACUCGGGACAUGGCUGCAGCAGGAGCUCUGAACGUGACACAACUAAGAGAUUUCACACAAAAAAAGAAACGCACAAAUGUGCUGAAUGCAAUAAGUCUUUCACAUGUGCCAGUGGCCUAAAAAAGCAUCAAGUCAUUCACACAGGAUUAAAACCACACAAGUGUGCUGAAUGCAAUAAGUCUUUCGCAUAUGCCAGUGACCUAAAAAGUCAUCAAGUCAUUCACACAGGAUUAAAACCGCACAAGUGUGCUGAAUGCAAUAAAUCUUUCCCAUAUGCCAGUGGCCUAAAAACUCAUCAAAUCAUUCACACAGGAUUUAAACCACACAAGUGUGCCGAAUGCAAUAAGUCUUUCCCAUAUCCCAGUGGCCUAAAAAGGCAUCAAGUCAUUCACACAGGACUGAAACCAUAUAAAUGUACUGAAUGCAGUAAGUGUUUCACAGAUGUAGGAAAUCUUCGAAAGCAUUAUGCCAUUCACACAGGACUGAAACCAUAUAAAUGUACUGAAUGCACUAAGUGUUUCCCACAGCUAAGUGAUCUUCAGGCCCAUCAUGCCAUUCACACAGGCAUUAAACCACAUAAAUGUACCGAAUGUGGUAAGUCUUUUGCAUGGGCCUGUAGCCUAAAAAGGCAUAAAGUCAUUCACACAGGACCGAAACCAUAUCAGUGUUCCGAAUGCAGUACGUGUUUCAGUGAACUCAGCAAUCUUCAACGGCAUUAUGCCAUUCACACAGAAUUCAAGCGAUAUGAAUGUACCAAAUUCGCUGUUUUUUUACUACUGUGA
Messenger RNA from Protopterus annectens (West African lungfish), 1434 nucleotides. RefSeq names its product zinc finger protein 773-like. The record is from RefSeq and is a predicted model, not a curated record. Gene Ontology annotation, molecular function: DNA-binding transcription factor activity; RNA polymerase II cis-regulatory region sequence-specific DNA binding. Bases 1 to 1434 code for a protein of 477 amino acids. Gene Ontology annotation, biological process: regulation of transcription by RNA polymerase II. The transcript is spliced from 4 exons. NCBI's taxonomy places the organism in Eukaryota, Metazoa, Chordata, Ceratodontiformes, Protopteridae.